UUCUUUAACGACUCAGGCGUACGUUAGACUCACCGGCCGAAGAAAAAUCGAAGUCUUCUUCCAUUACCAAAUACCAAUUUACCAUUAGGGAGGGCCAACUGCCCAACACUUUGCCGUUCCGCCUCUUAUCCUCUCCGACGAUGAGAAAACGGUUUGGAAGCCGGAACCCAAGUUCCGACGUUCGGAGAACACCCGACCGGUCGAGUCUCGGCAGUAGAACACCUGACAGAUCGAGUUUUGCUCCUAGCUCCCCUUAUUCUGACGUCUCUAGUGUUCGCAGAAUGGUUGCCGGAUGGAAUCCGGUGAAGAUUGCAGCGAGGUCGUUUGCGGAUGUGAUUGGUGCGUGCUUUGCUCCCGAGCUGAAAUCAUCUAGAGGUGGAGGCCCUUACUCUAAUGAAUUUCGCGCUCCUUCUGUUGCGUCGGAAAGUUCAGUUUCUGGUAGAGAAAAGAGACGCAGUUCAAACCGAGGGGUCAAUUCUAGGUCCUACAAUUCAACCCAGACAAUGGAACCUGGGAGUGUGAAAUUCACUAUCGCAGAGAUCUACAAGGCUACCAGGAACUUCUCCCCCACUUUAAAGAUUGGACAAGGAGGGUUCGGUACAGUCUACAAGGGUCGAUUUGAGGACGGAACCCUCGUUGCAGUUAAACGUGCGAAGAAGUCUAUCUAUGAUAAGCAUUUGAGCGUGGAGUUUCAAAGCGAGAUCCGGACAUUGGCACAAAUCGAGCAUUUGAAUCUGGUCAAGUUCUAUGGGUAUAUAGAGCAAGAGGAUGAAAGGAUUGUCGUUGUUGAGUAUGUUCCCAAUGGAACCCUUAGAGAACACUUGGAUUGCUUGCAUGGCAACACUCUCGACCUUGCUGCAAGGCUGGAUAUCGCCAUUGAUGUGGCUCAUGCGAUUACAUAUCUUCACAUGUACACUGAUCAUCCUAUUAUUCACAGAGACAUCAAGUCUUCGAAUAUCCUUCUCACAGAGCAUCUUCGUGCCAAAGUGGCUGACUUUGGUUUUGCUCGCUUGGCUGCUGACGGUGAUACGGGACAGACACAUGUAUCUACCCAAGUUAAAGGAACUGCAGGAUACUUGGAUCCUGAGUAUAUGAGAACUUACCAGCUCACUGAGAAAAGUGAUGUCUACUCUUUUGGGGUGCUGUUGGUGGAACUAGUCUCAGGCAGGCGACCCAUUGAACCCAAACGGGAACUCAAGGAACGGGUAACUGCUAGAUGGGCAAUAAAGAAAUUCACCGAUGGUGAUGCUAUUCUCACGUUAGACCCAAGGCUAGAACGGACUUCUGCUACUAACUUAGCAAUAGAAAAGAUUCUCGAGCUAGCCUUGCAAUGCUUGGCUCCAACCAGACAGAAUCGGCCUAGCAUGAGGAGGUGUGCAGAGAUUCUAUGGAGCAUCCGUAAGGAUUACAGACAGGUGUCAGCGUCAGACUUCCGCUCUCUCUCCUCUCAUUCCCACAGAAGUGCUUCCACAAGAGAAGAGUAAGAGAUCCAGCGUGUUAGCUUUAAAUUUUUAAUUCAGAGCUGCAUCAGAGAUUUAGAAUUACAAAUUACUGAAGAUUGUUGAAGUUCCAGGAUGGAGAGAUUUGGGGAUUUUUUUUUUCUGUUCCGGGAUAAUCCACCCAUUUGGACCUCUACCACGAGGCUCUCAACUGAUUGGUUGCUUGCAGAUUUCAAGAAAAGGAUUGGCUCUACAUAUGAACUUCAAAUUUGUCAAAUGGAGUUUUGUAAUUGGUUUGCAUAAUUUAUUUAUACAUAGGCCUGUAAAUGUGUGCUUGUAUCGACUAUCAAUGGUUUCAUUUCCUUAUUUUACUAAUAUUUUUGGGGACUUGGGGGUCGGCUCACUCAAGCGUGUAAUGUCUUUAGAUAUUGUUGAUUUGAACCAUCUUCUUUUGGAUAUCAAGGUACCUAUCUUAAAAUUGCUUCA
Nelumbo nucifera (sacred lotus) is the source of this 1925-nucleotide messenger RNA. RefSeq names its product calmodulin-binding receptor-like cytoplasmic kinase 2. Lineage: Eukaryota; Viridiplantae; Streptophyta; Magnoliopsida; Proteales; Nelumbonaceae. Gene Ontology annotation, biological process: protein phosphorylation. The record is from RefSeq and is a predicted model, not a curated record. Gene Ontology annotation, molecular function: protein kinase activity; ATP binding.